AUGGUUUCCUCUAAAAAGAAGCAUAUUAAAAAUUAAUUAAGUAAAAAAAAGAACAUAAAAAAAAUAAAAAAAUAUGUGAGGGAAUUUUAAAACCGAUUUUAUUAAAUUGAUAAAUUUAAUUAUGCUAAAGACAAUUUCUUAAUAUUCCCAAAAGGUAUUAGUAAAAUUAGAAAAGAAGUUAUAAAAGAUAGAAGAAGUAAAAGGACUAGCAAGAUUAAAAAAGAUGGGAAAAAAUGUUAUGCGAAUUCAUCAAUCUAAUCACUUAGUAAUUUUUUAUUUGAUUAUAUCUAGAACGAGAAAAAAAAUGA
Molecule: messenger RNA, 308 nt
Organism: Paramecium sonneborni
Lineage: Eukaryota; Ciliophora; Oligohymenophorea; Peniculida; Parameciidae
Source: the annotation of a GenBank genome assembly